AUGUCGAAGAAAGAGAUGUUUUUGCUAAGUCUCGCCUUGUUUGGCAACAAGGUGCUGGCUAGCCAUCUUGACACGGAUCAUGGUGGUUCAACAUAUGAAGAGAAAACUAAACAUGUGGAAAUACCAAUUAUUAAAAAAUAUGCUAUACAUAUUCCACAUCCUGUGCCUGUCGAAGUGCCUCAGGAAAUAAAAAUACCAAUACCCCAACCCUAUAAAGUACCGUUUGAAAUCCCUCAUCCAUAUCCGGUCGAGGUCGUUAAACACGUCGAAAUACCCAUCGAAAAGCUUGAACCUGUUGUCGUCGAAAAACAAGUUCCUUACGUCGUAGAGAAGCCAUAUCCCGUUUACGUGGAAAAGAAAUUCCCCGUACCGAUAGCGAAACCAUAUCCCGUUCAUGUUCCGAUCUACAAACAUGUAAUCCAUUAUACAUCCAAAGGCAAAGGGUGGCAUUAGACUUUAUAAAUAUUAGGCAUUGUCUUUAAAUCGCGCGUUCCUACGCUACAAGAAAUCGACUGUGGAGAACAAUUCCUUUCGAUAUUAUCAAUGUGAAUUUUUUAUGGACUUUACGAGGAUUCUUUUCGCAAGAUUAUUUAAUUAUAGAUCUUUUCUUAAGAUUCGUUGCUGACUGGGAAUGAAAUAGUAAUGCAUGUGUUAGCGAUUUUAUCCAUUUUAGGAUUAAAUCUUGCAUGUUGCCAA
This is a messenger RNA of Linepithema humile (Argentine ant), 696 nucleotides long. The record is from RefSeq and is a predicted model, not a curated record. NCBI's taxonomy places the organism in Eukaryota, Metazoa, Arthropoda, Insecta, Hymenoptera, Formicidae.